AUGGGCUUCGAGGCACCAAACAGACUUUUUCCCCUUUCUUUUUUGGCGGCGCGAGGGGGAGUUUAUCCCAACUUCAUCCUCAUCUUCUUUAGCCUCUUAGCUUCAAGGCGUCCUAAAUACCCAGGAGAGCCAUCUAAACCGCUUUAUCUCCAGAAUUACCAUUUCAGGCAAGCUAAGGCCGAUGACAAGCUUGGUGGUCGUUGGUUGAUUGCACCGGCGCACUCCACCGUCUUCGCGGCCGAUGCUCUCCGGACCAGCCAGAGCCCCUAUCUGCUGAUUAUCCAACGCAUCAUCCGAGCCGGUCUCGCCGGGGAGAAGGAGGGGAUGAUGGGGCUGCAGGACACGAUGACCGAUGAGAAGAAGUCAUCGACGAUCCAGGAGCCGUCGUUGAAUGGGAUUAGCGAUGCCUCCAGCAUCCUUAGCGACUCUCGCGCUCAGGACAUUCUCCCCUAUGAAGCUGACGAUUCUCCUUUUCCCGAAGUGCGCGCGGUCGUCAAGCCGGUUGACGACCGGCAGCUGCCGGUUAAUACCGUUCGCAUGUGGGUGAUUGGUAUGGUCUUUACAAUUGUCGGAAGUGGCUUGAACCAAUUCUUUAGUCUGAGACAACCCAGUGUGACUAUCAGUGCUCUCGUCGCUCAGCUCCUAGCAUUUCCGGUCGGAUGUGCGUGGGCGCAAUGGGUGCCCUUGGGCUGGUUCAACCCGGACCACCAUUUCAACAUCAAAGAGCACGCUCUGAUCACAAUUAUGUCCAAUGUCUCUUUUGGGUCGGCAGCUGCCACUCAAGUGAUCGAAGCUAUGGUUAAGUUUUACGAUAUGCCUUCCCAUGGAGGCUUUGAGAUUUUGUUGAUGAUCACUACGCAACUAUUUGGGUUUGGUCUGGCGGGGAUGGCCGCACGCUGGCUCGUGGGUCCGGCCACUAUGAUCUGGCCGCAAGUGCUGUCGAACGCUGCUUUGCUUUCGACCCUGCACUCGCGCCAAAAUCUGAUGGCAGAUGGCUGGGUGAUCAGCAGGCUUCGGUUCUUUAUGAUUGUAUUUGUCGCUGGGGCAAUCUGGUAUUUCGCUCCGGGCUACCUUUUCACAGCCCUAAGUACAUUCAGUUUCAUCUGCUGGAUCGUGCCGGACAAUGUGGUGGUCAACCAGCUCUUUGGCCAAAAGACAGGGCUGGGCAUGUCCUUGUUGACCUUCGACUGGGCCCAAGUUGUCUACGCCAACCAAAGCCCCCUGUUAGUGCCAUUUUGGGCAGGCCUCAACGUCAUCGGUUCGUUUGUGCUCUUUUACUGGAUCAUCUGCCCGAUCAUCUAUUAUACCAACACAUGGUAUUCGGCCUACCUUCCUUUACUAAACCCAGAUACGUUCGACAAUACGGGCAAGCCGUAUAAUACCAGUCGCGUAAUGAACGCAGACGGUACAUUCAAUGUGGAGGCGUACCGCAACUAUUCGCCCAUGUUUCUCCCGGCUGGGUAUGCCAUGACGUAUGGCGUGGCCUUUGCGAAUUUGACGGGCAUCUUCGUCCAUGUCGCAUUGUACCACGGGAAAGAUCUGGUUGAGCAAUGGAAGGGUAGGAAUGCGAAAGAUGUUCACGCCCGGAUCAUGGACAGCUAUGAGAGUGUGCCGUGGUGGUGGUUUGGCGGCAUUACAGUCGUAAUGUUUGCGCUGAGCAUAGUGGCCAACGAGGUCUGGCAUACGGAUCUCCCGGUGUGGGCGGUCUUUCUGGCAUAUUUGCUGCCCAUCAUCUACAUCAUCCCCGUUGGUAUCAUCAAAGCUAUCACCAAUAUUUCCAGCAACCAACUCAAUUUGAUUACCGAAUUUAUUGGUGGCUAUGCUUUCCUUGGGCGGCCAGUUGCAAACAUGGCGUUCAAGUUCUAUGGCUAUGCGGGUGUGUCGCAGGGUCUCGAGUUUGUGGCCGACAUGAAACUGGCGCACUAUCUCCACAUCGCGCCGCGAACGCUCUUUGUCGCGCAGGGCAUGGCCACAUUGGUCGGUGCCGUUGUGCAGUGCGGUGUGACUGUUUUUAUGAUCACUCGGAUUCGCGGGGUGUGCACCCCUGAAGCCGAGGGAGGCUUUACCUGCCCCCAUGGCCAGGUAACUUACUCGUCAUCAUUAAUCUGGGGUGUUCUCGGUCCCAAUCGAAACUUCAGUCCUGGCCAGAUGUACGGGAAUCUCCUUUGGUUCUUCCUCGUAGGACCCGUCGUCGUGUUGGUUACAUGGCUACUGGGCCGACGAUGGAAGAGGGUCAAUUAUCUUUCUUGGCCCGUUGCAUUCGGUGCCAUGAGCCUCGUCCCUCCUGCGACGGGAAUUAACUUUUCGUCCUGGUGGUUGGUUAAUGUGAUUUUCAAUGGGGUCAUCAAACGGCGGAAGCCCGCCUGGUGGUCGAAAUAUAACUAUGUGCUUUCUGCCGCACUCGACUCCGGGGUCGCCGUGUCGACCGUCAUCAUCUUCUUCUGCAUUAUAUUACCAGCCGGACCAUUGAAGUGGUGGGGCAACACAGUGUAUCGGAAUACAGCUGAUGCACACGGUGUGCCAUAUAACCGACUUCCAGAGUCGGGGUAUUUUGGACCUGCAAAAGGGACCUGGCAAUAA
Molecule: messenger RNA, 2580 nt
Organism: Aspergillus niger
Lineage: Eukaryota; Fungi; Ascomycota; Eurotiomycetes; Eurotiales; Aspergillaceae
Exons: 9
Coding region: 1-2580 (859 amino acids)
Biological process (GO): transmembrane transport
Molecular function (GO): oligopeptide transmembrane transporter activity
Source: RefSeq, a predicted model, not a curated record